This is a messenger RNA of Procambarus clarkii (red swamp crayfish), 1818 nucleotides long. Lineage: Eukaryota; Metazoa; Arthropoda; Malacostraca; Decapoda; Cambaridae. The record is from RefSeq and is a predicted model, not a curated record.
AUGACCGGCAUGACUGGCAUGACAGGCAUGACCGGCAUGACAGGCAUGACAGGCAUGACAGGCCUGACCGGCAUGACAGGCCUGACCGGCAUGACAGGCCUGACCGGCAUGACAGGCAUGACAGGCAUGACAGGCAUGACAGGCCUGACCGGCAUGACAGGCCUGACCGGCAUGACAGGCCUGACCGGCAUGACAGGCAUGACAGGCCUGAACGGCAUGACAGGCCUGACCGGCAUGACAGGCAUGACAGGCACGACAGGCAUGACAGGCAUGACAGGCAUGACAGGCAUGACAGGUAUGACAGGCAUGACAGGCAUGACUGGCAUGACAGGCAUGACUGGCAUGACAGGCAUGACCGGCAUGACAGGCAUGACAGGCAUGACCGGCAUGACAGGCAUGACAGGCAUGACUGGCAUGACAGGCAUGACAGGCAUGACUGGCAUGACAGGCAUGACUGGCAUGACUGGCAUGGCAGGCAUGACAGGCAUGACUGGCAUGACAGGCAUGACAGGCAUGACAGGUAUGACAGGCAUGACAGGCAUGUCUGGCAUGACCGGCAUGAUAGGCAUGACCGGCAUGACUGGCAUGACAGGCAUGACAGGCAUGACUGGCAUGACAGAUAUGACAGGCAUGACCGGCAUGACAGGUAUGACAGGCAUGACCGGCAUGACUGGCAUGACCGGCAUGACAGGCAUGACAGACAUGACCGGCAUGACAGGCAUGACAGGCAUGACAGGCAUGACCGGCAUGACAGGCAUGACAGGCAUGACAGACAUGACAGACAUGACAGGCAUGACCGGCAUGACAGGCAUGACAGGCAUGACAGGUAUGACUGGCAUGACAGGCAUGACAGGUAUGACUGGCAUGACAGGCAUGACCGGCAUGACAUGCAUGACAGGCAUGACUGGCAUGACAGGCAUGACAGGCAUGACAGGUAUGACUGGCAUGACAGGCGUGACAAGCAUGACAAGCAUGACUGGCAUGACAAGCAUGACAGGCAUGACAGGCAUGAUAGGCAUGACAGGCAUGACAGGCAUGACAGGCAUGACCGGCAUGACUGGCAUGACAGGCAUGACUGGCAUGACAAGUAUGACAGGCAUGACCGGCAUGACAGGUAUGACCGGCAUGACAGGCAUGCCAGGCAUAACAGGCAUAACCAGCAUGACAGGCAUGACAGGCAUGACCGGCAUGACCGGCAUGACAGGUAUGACAGGCAUGACAGGCAUGACAGGUAUGACUUGCAUGACAGGCAUGACCGGCAUGACAGGCAUGACCGGCAUGACAGGCAUGACAGGCAUGACAGGCAUGACCGGCAUGACCGGCAUAACAGGCAUGACCGGCAUGACAGGCAUGACAGGCAUGACCGGCAUGACAGGUAUGACAGGCAUGACAGGCAUGACAGGCAUGACAGGUAUGACUGGCAUGACCGGCAUGACAGGUAUGACAGGCAUGACAGGCAUGACCGGCAUGACCGGCAUGACCGGCAUGACAGGCAUGACAGGCAUGACAAGCAUGACAGGCAUGACAGGCAUAACAGGCAUGACAGGCAUGACUGGCAUGACCGGCAUGACAGACAUGACAGACAUGACAGACAUGACAGGCAUGACAGGCAUGACCGGCAUGACAGGCAUGACAGGCAUGACAGGCAUGACAAGCAUGACAGGCAUGACAAGCAUGACAGACAUGACAGGCAUGACAGGCAUGACAGGUAUGACUGGCAUGAUAAGCAUGACAGGCAUGACAAGCAUGACAGGUAUGACAGGCAUGACAGACAUGACCGACAUGACAGGCAUGACAGGUGUGGGAACCGACCUGUGA